AUGCCCGCGGUGGUGGACAAAGCAAGACAAUUCUCCUUGCAACGAAAACAAGCCUCUCUGAGAAAGGGUUACCAUUUUGGAAAAAAGCAUAUAACAAAGCUCUACCACCAAUUCACCUUUCACUCGAUCAUCACCGCCCAUCGUCUGGUUUACCAGGCACCGGAUAUGCCUCGAUCCGGCUCAGAGAAGCAAGCCAUUGUAACUAGAACUAAGAGAUCUUCUGAAUCUCCCGAACCUAUUCAGAAUCGGGACUCACGAACAAAACAGUCAAGUGGUGGAUCACGCAAGUCCCAGGCCAGGAAAGACCAGGAGAGUGGUCAGGGCCACCGAGGUUCUCCUGCCUCUGUAAGCGGUCAAGUCAAUCUAUCCGCUCCCAGUCGCCGCCUCAAGGUUGCAGAAGACUGCACCAAUCUCAUCAACGUGCCUUUACCCAUAACCGGUGUAAGGCAAGCCGCCGAUCUCAGAGAAGCAGACGUCGAGCCUACGAACCCGUCGGCGGCCUACUUGAAGUACUGUAUCGGCAGAGAAGUUAAACGACGCAAGCAAGCCAUCGUCGAUCGUUUGAUGGCCGUAAUCACAGAAUGCGUUGAACAAAGACUGGAAGCGCUCGAGGAAGGGUGCGAUCAAACUUCCGGAUCGCAGUCUUCCUCGCGCGCUGCUCAGGCAGGGAAGCCGAUAUCUCGUUCGGCCGGUCAGAAGAGGUCAAAGGGUCAAAGCAGUCGAGAUGAAAGCGAGAACGAUGAAGAAGAAGAAGGUGGAGGUGAUUCUAGGAGGAAGCGGGACAGCAAGCGGACGAAAACCACGAAAGAUGAUACUCGUCCUCGAUUUGCUUGCCCUUAUCACCAGCAUAACCCUGCGAAAUUUAGAAAUGAGAGAACCUGCUGUGGCCCAGGAUGGACUGAGCUUUCACGCUUGAAGGAGCAUCUGGAGCGCAGGCAUAGUCUGCCCCCUCAUCAGUGUCUCAGAUGCUUGGAACGCUUCUGUAAAGCCGAUGAUCUGAAGCAACAUCAACGGACAAAAACGCCGUGUCCAGUGAAAGAACCAGAAAGUUUUAAACGAAACCUUUCUGACGGAUACGACGAGGAACAAGCAGAGAAGCUGAAGGGGCGGCCAAGGCUGGCAGCAACCACAAAAUGGAAGGAGUGGUAUGGCAUCCUGUUCAAUGUCAAGCCUGAUUCUCCUGACAUCCCCUCACCCUACUAUGAUACUUCUGUUUCGAGCGCCAGGUUCCCAAGCGUCAACCUCGAUGAGGUUGAGCGUGUGCGCAAACACUGGGUUGAAGCGAAGCCAGUAGUUCGCCGGCAAAUCGCCGAGACUGUGUCAAACGCCUUCGAUAAUUGCGCACCUCAGAUAAAGAUCAACGUGGUAGAACGCCUACAGAAGGAGCUGCCUCGUAUCAUGGCAGGGUUGCUCCCUUAUCCAGAUCUCGACUCUGAGGAAACCUCCAGUGCAGCCGAUGCUCUUGGGGUUUUCGACUGUCUUGAUUCUUUCGAUUCAGACCUCUACGAAGGGGAGGCUUUCGACUUUUACGAGAUUGACCACGGAGUCGGUAUCCAGGAUCCACUUCCCCCAGAGUUCUCAGAGUAUUCAGAUUCCUCAACAGAUACUUACCAAGCUGGCGGCAGCUCGGCCACUUCUGUAGGAGACGAUGCUUCAUACCAGCAAUUUGACACCAAGUUUAUGGUGAUGCCGCAAAACCUCGACUUCAAUGUGCCCGGCAAUUGCUUCUAUUGA
Molecule: messenger RNA, 1734 nt
Organism: Fusarium coffeatum
Lineage: Eukaryota; Fungi; Ascomycota; Sordariomycetes; Hypocreales; Nectriaceae
Exons: 5
Coding region: 1-1734 (577 amino acids)
Source: RefSeq, a predicted model, not a curated record